AUGGAUCAAGCUAAACCUGGAUUUCUAGAUCAGUUUUUAUUGGAAGACAUUUCUCGUCAUUGUCCUCAUCAGUUUUUAUCUUUCCAUCAAUGCAUGACAUUACCUGAACCAGAUCCAAAUCAAUGUUUCCAACAACAAGUUGAUUUGACUAAAUGUAUCAAAACAUCAGUUCCUUCAUUUGCUAAAAUUCAAAAUGAAUGUUUUGGGAAAAUGCAGGCUUAUGAAGCAUGUCUAAAAUUGAACAAGAGUAACACAAAGAGUUGCAGUCAUGAAUUACAAAGUUUGAGAAAUUGUGCUUUUGGAACCAUAGAUAAAUAA
Messenger RNA from Candida dubliniensis CD36, 318 nucleotides. RefSeq lists its product as uncharacterized. The record is from RefSeq and is a predicted model, not a curated record. The transcript has a single exon. Lineage: Eukaryota; Fungi; Ascomycota; Pichiomycetes; Serinales; Debaryomycetaceae. Bases 1 to 318 code for a protein of 105 amino acids.